Leishmania braziliensis MHOM/BR/75/M2904 is the source of this 468-nucleotide messenger RNA. RefSeq lists its product as hypothetical. Lineage: Eukaryota; Euglenozoa; Kinetoplastea; Trypanosomatida; Trypanosomatidae. The coding region runs from base 1 to 468 and encodes 155 amino acids. The transcript has a single exon. The record is from RefSeq and is a predicted model, not a curated record.
AUGAACCCAUUGCAUAGGGAGAAGCAGCUUUUCCAGUCUGAUAUCACUGAUCUUAUACUGACAAUGGUAGAGACACUGGCGCGCGAGCAGUACCUACAACAUGCGCGGAUGGACGCCCGCUUGAAUGAGCUCGAGGAGAAAGUGAUGUCGUCGCAACUUCACGUGGGAUUGAAAAUGGCGCACAAGAACUCAACCUGCAGCGAGGAUAGCGACGGGGAGUCAACAAAUACCACGUUCUCACCUGACAAGGUCGAAGCCUCAGAGUCCAACUCUUCAGCAGAUGGCCUCGCAGCUCCCAUGUGUGACUACUGUUUCCUCUUUUCUCACAGCUGUUUUCCGUGCCCUCGGUGUGGACGCGAGUGGUACUGCAGCGCUGCCUGCCAGCGACUACGCCACCGCUGCCAUGCUUCUCGAUGCGGACAACCGAAUCUACCUCAGACAUGCCUUCAUACGAGAAUUGCUCACUAG